AUGAGUUUCUCAGCUUCUCAUGGAAAUCAGUUGUUAGAUGAAGAAUUGGCAUACGAUUAUGAUGCUCUUAAAGUUGAACAUGAUAAUUUUGUAGAGAAAUUGACAGAUGAACAGCGACAUGUCUAUGACACAGUUCUUAGUGAUGUUACGAAUGCUAGGGGUGGUUUAUUUUUUGUUUAUGGGUACGGAGGAACUGGUUUUGUUUGGAAAACAUUAUCAGAUGCUCUGUGUUCUGAGGGUCACAUCGUCUUAAAUGUCGCCUCGAGUGGUAUGGCUUCUCUACUUUUGCCAGGUGGUCGAACUGCUCAUUCCCGAUUUGCUAUACCUAUUAAUAUAAUUGAAGAUUCUACAUGUAACAUCUCUCAAGGGGGUGACUUGGCUCAUCUAAUUAUAAACUCCAAACUUAUUAUUUGGGAUGAAGCUCCGAUGAUGCAUAAACAUUGCUUUGAGGCUUUAGACCGAACCAUGAGAUAUUUAUUACGGUUUCUAAAUCCUUUGAGUACAGAAAUGACAUUUGGAGAAAAAACAGUGGUUCUUGGUGGUGGUUUUCGACAAAUACUGCCUGUGAUUCCUAAGGGAACAAGACAAGAUAUUGUUGGAGCAAGCAUCAAUUCAUCUUAUCUCUGGCAAAAUUUUAAGGUGCUAAGAUUGACUAAGAAUUUUAGAUUACAAAGAUUGGGAAAUUAUGACAGUGCUGAAGAUAUCAAUUCAUUUUCGGAAAAGUGGAUAGCUGGUAUAGGUGAUGGUUUGAUUGGUGGCCAAAUGAUGGGUGUGCAGUAA
Messenger RNA from Ipomoea nil (Japanese morning glory), 780 nucleotides. RefSeq lists its product as uncharacterized. Lineage: Eukaryota; Viridiplantae; Streptophyta; Magnoliopsida; Solanales; Convolvulaceae. The transcript has 2 exons. The record is from RefSeq and is a predicted model, not a curated record. The coding region runs from base 1 to 780 and encodes 259 amino acids. Gene Ontology annotation, biological process: DNA repair; telomere maintenance. Gene Ontology annotation, molecular function: DNA helicase activity.